Molecule: messenger RNA, 1728 nt
Organism: Benincasa hispida (wax gourd)
Lineage: Eukaryota; Viridiplantae; Streptophyta; Magnoliopsida; Cucurbitales; Cucurbitaceae
Product: nicotinamide adenine dinucleotide transporter 1, chloroplastic
Biological process (GO): nucleotide transport; transmembrane transport
Source: RefSeq, a predicted model, not a curated record
AAAAACAGAGAGAGAAAAAGGAAAGGGAAGGGAAAGGGGAAGGGAAAGGGAGAAGAAUUUAUUGUAAGCUUUGAGGGAUUGUCAAAGACGUUCAUGGAAUCCAAUUCUUCAUCGUGAGAGUUGAAGCGACAAAAUCACUGAAGCUUAAACCCUUCAAACAAGUUUCAAGAGAAGAAAAUUCAUCUCUUUGCGUCUCUUAAUCGGUUUAAUUGAGGCAUUUGGUCAAUGCAACCAGGAAGGAAGACAAAGGGGAAAGGCUCUGUGUGUGUGUGAAUUGUAGGAAGUGGAGAGCAAGAUGAGUGGCGGUGGCAGUGGCACUCCUCGAAGCACUAGGGAUUUGAUCUGUAACGCCGGUGCCGGUGCUGCCGCAGGUACUAUAGCAGCCACGUUUGUCUGCCCUUUAGAUGUAAUCAAGACGAGGCUGCAAGUACAUGGUCUUCCAUCUAGUCAAAGAGGAGGUAGUAUUAUUAUCAAUAGCCUACAAGACAUAAUGCGUUCUGAAGGUUUCAGGGGAAUGUACCGUGGCCUUUCACCAACCAUAGUAGCACUUCUUCCAAACUGGGCUGUCUACUUCACAGUUUAUGAGCAUCUAAAAGGCCUACUUCAUUCAGAUGGGGACGAUGGUCAUCAUCUCUCAUUUGGGGCAAAUAUGGUUGCUGCUGCUGGAGCUGGGGCAUCUACUGCCAUUGCAACAAAUCCUUUGUGGGUUGUUAAGACCAGACUCCAAACACAGGGAAUGAGGCCUGGUGUGGUUCCUUACACAGGCAUGGUUUCAGCAUUUACCAGGAUUGUACAGGAAGAAGGAUUUCGUGGGCUUUACAGUGGCAUCGUCCCUUCAUUGGUUGGGGUAAGUCAUGUUGCGAUUCAAUUUCCUGCAUACGAAAAGCUCAAAUCGUAUAUGGCAAAAAGAGAUAACACGACGGUUGAUAAGCUAAGUCCAGGACAUUUAGCUAUUGCCUCCUCAUUGUCGAAAAUUACAGCCUCAGUAACGACUUACCCACACGAGGUUGUUCGUUCCCGGCUACAAGAGCAAGGCCAAGCCAGAAACGUUGCUCCUCAAUACUCGGGAGUAAUGGACUGUAUCAAAAAAGUUUUUCGAAAGGAAGGUCUCCCCGGCUUUUAUAGAGGUUGUGCGACGAAUCUGUUGCGAACAACUCCAUCUGCUGUAAUAACUUUCACCAGCUAUGAAAUGAUACAUAGGUUCCUACUGCGAGUUAUACCUUCAGGCGAGGAGAAAUAUUCAGAAACCCAUCCGAACUCUGAUAGCAAUAGCCAUGUGAAGCCCCAAAAGGCAAACCGAGACGACUCAAAGGAAGAUAGUGAUUCCAGCAUACAACAAUCACAAUCCCAACCAAGUAAGCAAACUAGAAUUCCUCUGGGGAAUAAAGAACACCUGACAUCUAGACAUUGAUUAAAUCUGGUUGCCAUUUUUUUUUUUGUUUUUGUUUAAUCUUAUAAACGAACAAUAAAAUUCUCGAUGGUGAAUAAACGCAUGCUCUCCGUGUGCUUUGAAUUUUGUAACAUGUUUCUUGGUUAGCGAUGCUAUAGAGGGGAAAAGAAAAGAAAAGCUGUAGCAUCCACACGUCUUUGUGAGUGAAUGAAAGCCAUGUUAAGCUUAUAUCUGAUCGAGUCUAGGAAUUUUGGAAAUGAGAUGCUGAGCAAAUUGUGUAUUAUUAUAUUUAUUGAUUCGAUAAUAGAGGCUUUCAAUAAUCUCCAUGUUUCAAUGCA